UACCAUGUGUCAAAUAAUUCAUAAAGAUAACAUAUAAAUAACAACUGAGUACGUAACACCAAGCAAAGUCAUAUACAUUCUCUACACCUUCAAAUUCUUCAUAAUUUCUUGUUCCAAUUAAUAAUCACUAUGUUUUUAUUCUCUAGUAACUUUGUUGCUGAAAAAUGGCUAGGAUUUGUGACAGCCAUAUGGGUACAAACAAUAUGUGGAAACAAUUAUACAUUUGCAAACUAUUCUGAUGUGUUGAAGUCUCUAAUGUUUCUGACUCAGAUGCAGCUUAACAAUCUCUCUGUUGCUAAAGACGUUGGCAAAGCUUUUGGUAUUUUCUCUGGUCUUGUUUCGGAUCGUUGGCCAACUUCUGUUAUUCUCAUGAUUGGUGCUAUCAUGGGGUUCAUUGGCUACGGUGUUCAAUGGCUUGUUGUAAGCCAAAGAAUCACCCCUCUCCCUUAUUGGCUGAUGUGUGUAUUCUUAUGUUUGGGAGGAAACAGCUCAACAUGGAUGAACACAGCAGUGCUUGUAACUUGCAUGAGAAGCUUCUCGAAAAACCGCGGUCCAGUUUCUGGUAUUCUUAAAGGGUAUUUAGGACUCAGCACAGCAAUCUUCACUGACGUCUGCACAGCUUUGUUUUCCUCGGAUCCAUCGAAGUUUCUAUUAAUGCUCACAAUUGUUCCUGCUGUUAUUUGUCUCAUUGCUGCUAUUUUUCUUCGUGAAACUCCAUCAGCUUCUACUUCUACAGAAGAAAACCAAGAGACAAGGUUCUUCAAUGUGUUUAACUUGAUUGCAGUUACAGUAGCAGUUUAUCUCUUGGUUUUUGAUAUCUCUGGACCUCAUAAACAUCUUGUUUCAUUGGUUUUCACAAUAGGACUUUUGAUCCUAUUAGCCAUGCCACUUCUUGUUCCUUUAUAUUUACUUUUCUUCAAAAUUAGUCCUAGUCUUGACAAAGAAAAACAGAUUCAUGAGCCAUUGUUGACUCAAAAGAUUGAAAAGGAAGAGCCAUGUCCCAAGGUGGAGGAAGUUGAGAUUAAACGAAAACCGGUGUUAGGGGAAGAUCAUACUAUCAUUGAAAUGGCGAAAACCGUUGAUUUUUGGGUUUUGUUUUUGUCAUUUCUAUGCGGUGUGGGAACAGGACUUUGUGUUAUGAAUAACAUGGGACAAAUGGGAUUAGCACUUGGAUACCAUGAUGUUUCUUUGUUCAUUUCUUUCAUUAGCAUUUGGGGUUUCUUUGGACGCAUUCUUUCUGGUUCACUCUCUGAAUACUACAUCAGAAAAUCGGGCAUGCCGAGGCUAGUUUGGAAUGCAGCAGCACAAAUUCUGAUGGCUGUUGGUUACAUUACAUUGGCUAUGGCCUUACCGGGAUCAUUAUACAUUGGCUCGAUGCUAGUUGGAAUAUGCUAUGGAGUUCGUCUUACAAUAACACCAGCAGCAGCUUCAGAACUAUUUGGUCUGAAAUACUAUGGUUUAUUAUACAACAUUCUGAUUCUCAACCUUCCUAUUGGUUCAUUCAUCUUUUCUGGUCUCAUUGCUGGUUAUCUAUAUGAUCUUGAAGCCACUAGUGUGCCGGGAGGUGGAAACACUUGCAUUGGAGCACAUUGUUUCAGGCUUGUGUAUUUGAUUAUGGCUUUUGCUUGUGUCUUGGGGUGUGGAUUGGAUCUUUUGCUUUCUGUUAGAACAAAGAAGAUAUAUUCCAAGAUACAUAUAGAGAGAAAUCUUGUCAACCCAAUACUAAGAUGAUGAUGAUGUUAUUUUGACUUUUUUUGUGUAGGCUUAGGAAAUUUUUGAGAUUUUUAGACUUUCAAGUUAGAAGAUGAUUGUUCAAGUGUGUUAAUCAAGGGUCACUUAAACUUGAAAUAAAUUGUGUAUGUAUUGUUUAAUGUGUAUGUGUUAAGUCACAUAUUAGUGUGCAUUAAUAUAUUACUAGUUGUUUUAGUGCUUGUAUGGUUCAAACAAAAAUUUGUUGUUGGCUUUUUUCUGGCAACUUGUUGUAUGAUAUUUUGCAAGUUGCAAUGUAUUGCCACAUCAAAUUUGGUUCUGGGUUGGAUAAAGAUGUGGUGGACACUUUUUGCUAACAAAGAUUGUUUGUUGGUAGGUAAAUUUAGUGGAUAAUAAUCAUAAUCAUUAUAGGAUUUUAGCAUGUUGUACAAACUGAGUUAUAAUAAGUGGUAUGUAUAAUACCAAUAAACAGGGUGAACUCCUGAAUGAAGGAAGGAUAUUGAUCCAAAUGGAUUAACAU
Messenger RNA from Vicia villosa (hairy vetch), 2230 nucleotides. RefSeq names its product protein NUCLEAR FUSION DEFECTIVE 4-like. Lineage: Eukaryota; Viridiplantae; Streptophyta; Magnoliopsida; Fabales; Fabaceae. The coding region runs from base 130 to 1731 and encodes 533 amino acids. Gene Ontology annotation, cellular component: membrane. The transcript has 3 exons. The record is from RefSeq and is a predicted model, not a curated record.